Messenger RNA from Dibothriocephalus latus, 2409 nucleotides. Lineage: Eukaryota; Metazoa; Platyhelminthes; Cestoda; Diphyllobothriidea; Diphyllobothriidae. The record is from the annotation of a GenBank genome assembly.
AUGCAAAUUACCAUCUUUGACUUCAAAGGCAGCGAACCGGACGAGAGUCGGUGUAAGAAACGAUUGGAGCUAUUCCCCGCUACAACUCUGCAGGCAUUUGGCGCCUCAAACAGCAACGCCGAUGUGGUGGGUGAAUCGGGUCGGCUGCGUCUGCUAACAAUGUCCGGCGAUCGCGUGCCUAGCGAACUAGCCCGACGGGCUUCCGAACUGUUAGCUGAGGCUGAGGACAGUGCUCACGUUGACGAUAAUGGUUCUCGUGCUGCCGUCGAUCGCACUGUACGCGCCAGGCGUCUACCCUUUCCACCGCACCUCAAUAACCCUCCACCGGCCUCCUCAGUUCUGCGUGUUGCCAACUCUCUGAGCGCUGGCGGUGACGGCGUUCGGCCGCAGCAAAAAGGUGUCCCCUGCUCCACACAAGCCCAGUCUACUCCCAUCGGUACUUUUACGCACGCAGUGCGGGAUCGGCCAUCUGACGCAAAUACCGUGACAAAUAAAAUCAGAGUCACAGACUACAACAACGGCUUCGGCGUCGGUUGUCUGUCUAGUUCUCUGACCAGGGGCGCACAUACAGUAGCGGACUCAAAGCAACAGAAGGCAAUGCAGGCGGCAGCUGCCAAUGCGACAGGACCAACCGUUCGGCAUCCUAUCAGCAACGACAGAAUCAACCCUCCGCACUCUGGUGAAAAUGCCGACCAUAACGCCCACCGAAAGUACCUAACCUCUCUCAGCGCCCGGAAUCACGCUCACUUCUCCUCGCGGGCUGAUCCUUGCACACAAGAAGCUCUCUGCAAGGCUCGCAUAUCAGCCAAUCGGACGCGUCGUUUGUUGAAUCUGGAAGCUGUAGGAGACCCCGCUGCCGGCGACUCAGAGAGUCCGUUUACCCCGUCAACUGACGAUGAGACCCUAGGCACACUGCCUGGCGGUGACGAUGACAGGUGGUUUUGCUUGGAGGCAUCCAGUGAUGAGGUGGGCAGUGCAGACAAGGAAGCUGCUGUUGUUUCCGAUCAGUUUGAGCCCGAUCCCCUCCGUUUUAUGUCUGUCUACAGACAGAAGUGCCGCUUGGCUGCUCCCGCCCUUGAUGCGACCGCACACAUGCCUUGCAAACCAAAUGCAGAAGUUCCCACCGGGGACGCAACGAUGACCCCUGAGGUCGCGAUUCCCCGACCCAUUUCUCGGACGGUGGUUGAUGCGACAGCGAACCACAACCACAGGGACUCGGAAAGCAUCACUUCGACCGCACUGGAUGGUACUACACGCACGAAAUCUUCGCAUAAUUCGUCUGCCCGUUCAACGCUUUCAACCUCAAACAGCCAGUCGGCCGGAGGAGCCAAACAUAUAUUUGUUGGCAGUCUUCCAACGGCUCCCACCGGUCCACCACGCCUAACUGCCGCCGCUCUUGGUCUCAGCCUAACUGCUAAUGUAAAUCGUCUAGACGCACUGGCGGCAUCAAUCGAGCAAUUGCAGGGGAUGGAGUCUCUGCGCCAGUUAUCACUGGCACAAGCUGAAUCAGUUAGCCUGGCCCAGUUGAUUCAGUGCGGUCAGGUCAAGGAAUCGUUCGGAAUCAACCAGCCAGCUUCUACCAAUCGGCAGCCUUCAGAGCUUAUCACAUCCAACCAAAACCACCGCACUGUAAAAGAGGAAGACCCUCGGUCUGUUGACUUACAAACACGGAAGCCAGUCGCUGUUGUUUCCUCGAGCUGUGGAAGUUCCCAGAACGAAUCUAGCGCGGCAGUUAUUUCAACCUCCAUCAGUGCUCGUAAUACCUCAAAUACGAGCAGUUCGCGUAUCGUGGAGAUCACUCACACUACAAGGCCAAGCAGUGCACAAGAUUCGACUCUUCGUACAUCCUCUGCGAAUGCUUCACUUGUCCUAGACUCAGAUGUUGGUGCCGUCUCUGAAGCUAUACAAUCGGUGGCGGAUGUUUCUAAUUAUCAGUUGGACCCCGGCAUUUCGGUCCGUACUUCACGUCAAACCUCAGUACUUCCUCAGGAAGCGGAACCUCAAAUUGUAAAGAGCCAAUUAACUCAUCAUGUCUUCCCGAAGGCCUUAGAUCGCCCCUCGCUCGCCGACAAGUCACUAAAUACGACAAAUGAUCGCCUAACUGCUAUUGAGGCCUUGGACCAGCCUGCCGGAGAGACAUCAAAGACGGCGAAGGCGGAAAAGGCUGUUGAUGCGUCAGAUUUUGGUGGCCAGAUUCUCCGCCUGGAUUCAGAAGACUAUAAGGGGCUAUAUAAACUUCGUGCGGAGGAACUCAAGAGGCGCAAACAUAAAGCCCAGCUAGUAAUGCUGCUGUCGGAACGGUUGGCACUUCAGGAGUCUGAGGUCGUACAGCUCGAGUCUAAAGCAUUGCAGGUAACCCACCAUCUCGUCUCCCAUGCAGAUAACUCAUUGUUAUUAUUGAGUAUGUAA